AUGAUGGUGGCACCCAUGCGGGCAUCGCUGUCUCGCUGUGAUGCAGAGCUCCUGCUUCAGCCCGUGCUCCCGGGCCACUGCUACGGUAGACACGAGGGGAGAUUGUGUCCCCCCCACCACGAAGCAGCCCCUGCUCCCCGUCACCCCACCGAGCUGCAGGAGCCCCAGGCUGACUACGCUGAGCAGGAGCAAGCUGGCGGAGCCAGGAGGAGGAGGAGGACGGUGGUGGAGAGCCAGUCAGCCAUGCUGGGGGAACAGGACCAGAUGCAGCCGGCUUCUCCCCCCUCCCCGGCAGAGCUGGACAUGGCCCAACUCGCCAUCAUGGGCCUCUCCACCAUCAUGACACUGCUGUCCGUCGCGAUCUUCGUGGAAGAGGCUUUGUACCUCACCCGUAAGAUCCGCUGCCCCAUCAAGAUGAAGACCCUUUGCUGGAGCAGCUCAGCCCCUACGGUUGUGUGUGUGAUCAGCUGCUUCGGGCUGUGGAUCCCACGCUCCAUGAUGGUGGUGGAGAUGGUUACCGUAAUGUACUUCGCCAUCUGCUUCUACCUCCUGAUGCUGGUCAUGGUGGAGGGCUUUGGGGGGAAGGAGGCAGUGCUCAGCACCCUGAAGGAUGUGCCCAUGAUGAUCAACACUGGGCCCUGCUGCUGCUGCUGCCCCUGCCUGCCCCGAAUCUCCAUGAACAAGAGAAAGCUUCAACUGCUGAUGCUGGGGACCUUCCAGUAUGCCUUCUGCAGGGUGGUCGCCGUCUUCCUGGGGCUGGUCCUGGCCACCGAUGGGAACUACAACCCUGCUGACAUCUCGGCGGAGAGCGUGGCCCUCUGGAUCAACACCGUGGUUGGCGCCUCCACCCUCUUCGGGCUGUGGGCCCUGGGCAUCCUCUUCCGGCAGGCCCGGCUGCACCUGACGGAGCAGAACAUCAAGGCCAAGUUCUUCUGCUUCCAGGUCCUCCUCAUCCUGACAGCACUGCAGCCCGCCAUCUUCAGCAUCCUGGCCAACAACGGCAACAUCGCCUGCUCGCCGCCCUUCUCCUCCAAGGCCAGGUCGCAGCAGAUGAACACGCAGCUGUUGAUCCCGCAAACCUUCAUCCUGGCGGUGGUGACGCGGAUGUACUACCGCAAGCAGGACGACAAGCCAGGCUACCAGCCCAUCAGCUUCGCGCCCGCAGGCACCGAUGUCACGGCAUGA
This is a messenger RNA of Opisthocomus hoazin, 1185 nucleotides long. The record is from RefSeq and is a predicted model, not a curated record. Lineage: Eukaryota; Metazoa; Chordata; Aves; Opisthocomiformes; Opisthocomidae.